AUGUGUAAACACAUUCUCAAUGCCCAAGUUGCUGUUCGGUCGCCAUGUUGCAGAAAAUGGUUUGACUGCGUCGAGUGCCAUGGUGAACAGGAGGACCACCCUUUAAAAGAAAACUACGAAAUGAUCUUUGCCUGCAAGAAGUGCAGAAAAUGCUUUCGAAAGGAUGUUACCGAGUUCGAGGAGGCUGAUGAGUUCUGCCCCCACUGCGACAACCACUUUGUUAUCGAUGCGAAGACGCCUCAGGCGGCCCUGUCAGUCGAGAGCGAAGACGUGCGAAUGGACAACAAGAUGCUCAGGGACGACAGACAAAAGACCAAGACCAAGGGCAUCAGGUCCAUCUUUGACCCGUCAGACGAUGCCGACAAGCUAGGAUAAUGGAAGAAACCAGACAGUAGAGGAAAGAUCACGGCGUUCAGGGUACAAUGGUACACAGCGAGUUGUCACUUACGUGGGGAAUAAAUCUAAUAGCGUGC
Molecule: messenger RNA, 473 nt
Organism: Fusarium graminearum PH-1
Lineage: Eukaryota; Fungi; Ascomycota; Sordariomycetes; Hypocreales; Nectriaceae
Exons: 3
Coding region: 1-375 (124 amino acids)
Biological process (GO): protein import into mitochondrial intermembrane space
Cellular component (GO): mitochondrial intermembrane space
Molecular function (GO): zinc ion binding
Source: RefSeq, a predicted model, not a curated record